AGCCCGAAGGAAAAGGGGUGGAGCUAAGCACUCACUGCGGUGCUGCGCUGCGUCUGCAGAGGACAAGGAAGAAACCUCUGCAGGGCUGACAUCUGCCAAAAUGAGCGGCCUGGAUGAGGGCAACGAGCUCCCUCGCAACACCACGACCCCCGCCCGUGCCCCGGAAGAUCUGGAUCUGAAGCAGAACCAGGAGCUCCGCGAGGAAAGCGACGCGGCGCGGGCGAUGGAGGCUGCAGGUGAGGCCGGUGCAGAGGGAGGCGCGCCCCCGGAUUCCGAGCCCUGCGGCCCUGCGCUUUGCCUUGCAGCGGCUGAGAAUCCCGGUGCUGCAGCGGCAGCCGGAGAGGGGCUGGUGGAUGCUCUGUCUCCAUCAAAGGGCGGGGACGCAGCCUCAGCCCCUGUGGCAGCGGACGACAGCAAUGAAAAUGGCUGUCAGCCUGGAGAGCCGCGCAGCCCUGCUGGGCCGAAAGCUCUAGAAGCCUGUGGUGCUGGGCCUGGGGUCUCAGAUGAUCCGGGGGCAAAGAAGACCAAGGAAAUGACGGCGACCAAGUGCGCCAUCUCUGCAGCCGCGGGGAAGGAGGGGGAAGCGGGGGCGGCGAUGCAGGAGAAGAAGGGGGCACAGAAGGAGAAAAAGGUAGCUGGAGGAGGGAAGGAGGAGAAUCGUCCCAGGGCCCCGAAGAUCAAUUGCAUGGACUCGCUGGAGGCCAUCGAUCAAGAGCUGUCAAACGUAAAUGCGCAGGCCGACAGGGCCUUCCUCCAGCUGGAGCGCAAAUUUGGGCGGAUGAGAAGGCUCCACAUGCAGCGCAGAAGUUUCAUCAUCCAAAACAUCCCAGGUUUCUGGGUCACCGCUUUUCGGAACCACCCUCAGCUGUCACCAAUGAUCAGUGGCCAAGAUGAAGACAUGAUGAGGUACAUGAUCAAUUUGGAGGUGGAGGAGCUUAAGCACCCAAGAGCAGGCUGCAAAUUCAAGUUCAUCUUUCAAAGCAACCCCUACUUCCGAAAUGAGGGGCUGGUCAAGGAAUAUGAGCGCAGAUCCUCUGGUCGAGUGGUGUCGCUCUCCACUCCAAUCCGCUGGCACCGGGGCCAAGAACCCCAGGCCCAUAUCCACAGGAAUCGGGAAGGGAACACGAUUCCCAGUUUCUUCAAUUGGUUCUCAGAUCACAGCCUCCUAGAAUUCGACAGAAUAGCUGAAAUUAUCAAGGGGGAGCUGUGGUCCAACCCCCUACAAUACUACCUGAUGGGUGAUGGGCCACGCAGAGGAGUUCGCGUCCCACCAAGACAGCCAGUGGAGAGCCCCAGGUCCUUCAGGUUCCAGUCUGGCUAAGCUCUGUCCUUUCGAGAAGCUUCUGCAGGAGAGUCCCACCACCUCCUCGGCUCGGCCAGCAGCAUGAAGCCUUCUGUCUGCUUCCUCUUCUUGUUGGAUUGUGUCCUUUGGUUCUUCUGAGUCUCCAGUAGUUUCAAGAAGAUUGUGGCUCCCAAGUCUCUGCUCUUCUUUCUCUAGGCCAUCACGAUGUCUUGCAUAGUGUUCAUGGUGUUCCAAGUGCAUGGCCUCCAAACUGCUUCUAUGACAAGCUCACAGUGCUGUAGUUUGUACUGCCUUCCUUUGCAUGGCUUGGUCCCUGUCUGUGAUCAUGGUCUUCUUCCAGUUUUUUAAAGUGGUUCUCUACCACAGGAAAGCUUGACACAUCCUUAACCAAGAACUUGCCAGGUUUCAUAUUCUCUGCUGCGUCCCUGAUAUCUCUAGGUACUGUGAUGAACUGUGAUGUUGACCACUGCAAGAUGGAACUGUAUCCCAACCCAGCAAUCAGCCCAACGGGACAUUCCAACUGAUCCUAGCUGUCUUCCUGGGCCUUUGCUAUUUAUUUAUCCUGCUUGUUACGGGUAUAACAAGCAGGUGACUGGUGGGUUUGACUACUAGGUAUGAGUGAAGUAACAGGUGAGGAGUGUUUUUAUGUUACCACAUUGGUUACUUUGGUUACUGUGCACUGUGAUCAGCUACUGGUGAGUAUGGAGGCCUGUGCAAUUGCCCACUAGUUCUCUCCUGGUUGAGCUUUGCCCAGGCCAACACUGUUCCUCAGGAACUAUCUAAGGACCUAAGCUCCUAGGCAGCCCACAGGACCCCCUUACUGUACCAUUCACUUACCCAUGACUCUGUUCGCUAUUGGGCAGGAUGUGUAGUCCCAUGUGGCAGUGCCCAAGGCAUAGAUAGCUGGAAUGGCUCCCUUCUAGCAGUUAGUUCUGAGCCCUAGCCAACAAAUGACUCUGAAGGUAAACCCCUUCUUCCUGUGUCCACACCCACUCCGAUUAAGUAAGUCAAAGCUGCCUAGGUUGGGGCAGUUAGAAAUCAUUUGUGGCACACAGGGUUUGCUGUGUCUUUCUCCCACUGACUCCACUGACUCUUUUCCUUUUCUUCCCCUGUUCCUUUCUCUUUGAAGCAGUCACAGCCAGAGACAGAAAAACAAAAUGGGCAGCA
This is a messenger RNA of Peromyscus leucopus (white-footed mouse), 2470 nucleotides long. It is a transcript of the gene Tspyl4, whose product is annotated as TSPY like 4. Gene Ontology annotation, biological process: nucleosome assembly. Gene Ontology annotation, molecular function: chromatin binding; histone binding. NCBI's taxonomy places the organism in Eukaryota, Metazoa, Chordata, Mammalia, Rodentia, Cricetidae. Gene Ontology annotation, cellular component: nucleus; chromatin. The record is from RefSeq and is a predicted model, not a curated record.